This is a messenger RNA of Salvia splendens (bonfire salvia), 2068 nucleotides long. RefSeq names its product protein HESO1-like. Lineage: Eukaryota; Viridiplantae; Streptophyta; Magnoliopsida; Lamiales; Lamiaceae. Gene Ontology annotation, molecular function: nucleotidyltransferase activity. The coding region runs from base 211 to 1956 and encodes 581 amino acids. The record is from RefSeq and is a predicted model, not a curated record. The transcript has 9 exons. Gene Ontology annotation, biological process: RNA 3'-end processing.
UUAGAGAGUCGAGGAAUAUGUAGUGUACUCCAUAUUGAAGCUACAACGUUGCAGGAAUGGAUUUUAGGACUCCACGCCCAUCCAUCUUCUCCACCGCUCAAUCCAUCCACCCAUGAAUAAAUUGAAUUGAAAUACAAACCAUCAUAAAUUUAUCUCAUGCUUCUUCUGACUUGGCGUUGCUCUUAAAAAUCCAGAUUUUGUUGUUGGGCAAUGGCGUUGCGCUCGAAAGUUCUACAGAAGAAGGCAGAAAAGUUUGAACUGAAGAAAUUGCAGGCUAUUAAAGUAACUAAGGAAGGAGUAUCUUCCCUUGACACCCUGCUUCAAGAUGUUUAUGUCAAUCGGCGCCCAAAGCAAACUGAUUAUGAAGCUCGAAAAGAAUUAAUUCGCGUCUUCAAUGAGAUAGCAAAGGAACUUUAUGGCACCUCAAAGGACAUUCCCAUAGUUGUGGAAUUUGGUUCUUUUGUAAUGGAUCUUUUCAGCACUACAAGUGAUCUGGACCUCUCAGUAAAUUUUAGCACCGGUGGAGUUAAUUUUCCGCGUGAAAAGAAGAUCCAGACUUUGAGAAAGUUUGCAAGAAAGCUGUAUGCUAUACAGAGUAUGGGGCAUGUUUCCGGUGUCCUUCCUAUCACUACUGCAAAGGUACCCAUUCUGAAAUGUGUUGACCGUGGAACUGGAGUUGAGUGUGAUAUAUCAGUCGAAAAUAGAGAUGGGAUUUCAAAAUCACAGAUUAUUUGGAUGAUCUCAUCCAUUGAUGAAAGGUUUAAAAAGCUUAGCUUUUUGAUGAAGACUUGGGCUAAAGCAUACAACAUCAACAGUUCAAAAGAUAAAACCCUUAAUUCUCUCUCCAUAAUUCUCUUGGUUGCAUUUCAUUUACAGACUCGGACUCCUCCUAUUCUUCCUCCAUUUUCUGCCAUAUUCAAAGAUGGCACUGAUCCCGCAACAGUUGAAAAAUCAAUUCCUAAUUUUGUAAAUUAUGGGAAAAGAAAUAAGGAAUCUUUGGCUGAGCUCUUCAUCACUCUACUUCUCAAGUUAUCUUCGGUUGAAAUACUUUGGGCGAAAGGUCUCUGUGCAAGCACAUGCACUGCUUCUUGGACAUCCAAAACUUGGAAUUCUAAAGUUGGCUGUAUCAGUGUAGAGGAUUUUACUGAUAUAUCCCAGAAUGUUGCUCGGGCUGUUGGACCCGGAGAAGUGAAACAGAUCUAUAAUUGUAUAGAGAUAUCUAUUCAACAUCUCACCUCCUUCAUGGGGGGGCAGAUUGGACUUCAACUCAAGGAUCUUCUGUUUGGGGUUGAUGGCAUCCCUUCCUCAAUUCCUAGAGUUAUUGCAAAUUUCAAUAUGACUGCACAAUUCCCUCAUGUCCAGUCUCAUGGAAAAAGAAAAGUAACUGGGAAACGAGAGAAAAAAUCAAUGCGUCUUCUCAAUAAGAAUAGUACAGCCCACAUGAUAAGACAGUCAGGGAAGGGGAAGCAAGUAGAGCAAGCUGUGCUGGUUGAGACUUCGUUGGCAAAGAGGAUGCGGACAGAUGAGGGAUGGACAGCAGCACGUGGAACUCCAACAAAUAGUCAGCAGUGGGAGGUGACGCGUGCAGGAGCAGGUUGGGAACAAGCUGCAGCGGGAUAUGAAGCUAGAGGUAGUGGGGGUUGGGGGGUAUCUGAGCAAAACAGAUGGGGAGGCUGGGGAAGGGGAAAUCAGCAACAGCAAAGCAGUUGGGGAUGGGGAGCCGUUCAGCAGGGCGGUGGUUGGGGAGAAGGAAAUCAGCAAAGCAGCGGGGGUUGGGAUAAGGGAGGUUUGGGAGCAAUGCAGCAAGGCAGUGGUUGGGAUGGUGGAAUACGGCAGGGUGGUGGUUGGGGAGAUGGAAACUACGUGGGUCGGGGUUGGGGUGGUGGAGGUUGGGAAAGAAGUGAGCAGGGAAAUGUUGGAGGUUGGGGUUAUCAGCAAGGCUCAAACCUAUGUUGAUAGGCUGCUGCAGCUAUGUAAGAAAACUUGAGGACAAUAGAGUUUUUUUCCAUUGUCUUCUACUCCUCAUGAGCAUUUAGCUUAGUUAUAAUAUAAAAGGAAGCUUUAAAUC